GCUGACAAAUUUGGCAAUGUUGUGCACUUUGGGGAGCGUGACUACCAUCCAGAGAAGAAACCAAAAGUUGGUAGAAGAAGCACCUUCUCCUGCAUUAACACCCGAGUUGCGGAAAGCCAUGGGGGAUGCAGCAGUUGCAGCAGCAGCAGCAGCGUCAAUUGGUUACAUUGGUGUUGGUACAGUUGAGUUCGUUUUGGAUGAAAGAGGGUCCUUUUACUUCAUGGAGAUGAACACCAGGAUCCAGGUCGAGCAUCCAGUUACUGAGAUGAUAUCCUCAGUUGACCUGAUUGAGGAACAGAUCCGAGUGGCUAGAGGCGAGAAACUCCGUUACACACAGAAGAUGCUUUCAGCUGAACAGGGAGAAUUACAGCAUACCUUCCAGCUGGAGGCCCAUUCGUGCGCAUGGAUAGCCAUGUUUAUUCAGAUUAUGUUGUUCCACCCAGCUACGAUUCCCUGCUUGGAAAGCUUAUUGUUUGGGCUCGGACAAGAGAAAGGGCAAUCCAACGUAUGAAGAGGGCCUUUAAUGAUACCACCAUUACAGGGGUCCCAACAACAAUUGGAUACCACAAACUUAUCCUGGAAAUUGAGGAUUUUCAAAAAUGGAAAAGUGGAUACAGCUUUUAUUCCAAAACACGAGCAAGAACUCACUGAGCCUCAGCCAACGGAACCAACAGAGGCUCAGAAAGAGCUGGCUAGAGCUUCCACUUAAGCUAGUCUCGUGUCGCGAUCAAUGGAAGCAAGCUUUUGGCUUCACUUGUUUAUUUGAUAGCUGCACAUUAUUUAAUACUACUUGUUUUUCCACAUUUUUCACUUGUCAAAUGAGCUUUAGAUGUAACGUAGAUGAGAACUAUUCUUGG
Messenger RNA from Salvia splendens (bonfire salvia), 857 nucleotides. Its product is annotated as biotin carboxylase 1, chloroplastic-like. Gene Ontology annotation, molecular function: metal ion binding; ATP binding. Lineage: Eukaryota; Viridiplantae; Streptophyta; Magnoliopsida; Lamiales; Lamiaceae. The transcript has 8 exons. Bases 17 to 511 code for a protein of 164 amino acids. The record is from RefSeq and is a predicted model, not a curated record.